This is a messenger RNA of Bombina bombina (fire-bellied toad), 4979 nucleotides long. RefSeq names its product nuclear receptor ROR-beta. The transcript is spliced from 11 exons. Gene Ontology annotation, molecular function: RNA polymerase II cis-regulatory region sequence-specific DNA binding; nuclear receptor activity; zinc ion binding. The coding region runs from base 918 to 2327 and encodes 469 amino acids. Gene Ontology annotation, biological process: regulation of transcription by RNA polymerase II. Lineage: Eukaryota; Metazoa; Chordata; Amphibia; Anura; Bombinatoridae. Gene Ontology annotation, cellular component: nucleus. The record is from RefSeq and is a predicted model, not a curated record.
GCAGCAGCAAGGAUCAGAGCAAGACUGUGGUAGGCAGUUCCUAAAGAAAUUACUGGGAGAAUUAACAAUUCAUUCUGUGGCUGGAGUGUACUAUACAAACAGAAGAGACUUGAUAACAGAGGAGCUGAUAAUUGUUUUUAGAUGAUGCUGUGUAAUAUUUUAGUGUCAAUGAUAAAUAAUACAAAGACCAGAAGAAUCCAUGAAAAUAUGGAACAUUCUAAACUACAGAUCCCACAUUAAAUGUUGAUCUAGAACUGACUUUCUUUUAAUUGGAUGCUCCUUUGGGACCUGCAACAAUAUUUAUUGCUUAAACUAGCAUUUUUUUAAAAAAUAGACCACAUAAACUGGUGUAAACAGUUCAUCAUACUCUCAAAUGAAAGAAAAAUCAAUGCACCUUACAACUGACUGACAACACUAUUUAGGAAUCCAGCUCGUUCAAAUAUUUUGCUUACCCUGGUGGUUGGAGAAGGGCAGAAACUGCUUAUCAGGACUAAAAAAACUACAUCCAAUGGUGCUAAAUUUGAUUUUAUUAUCCAUAGAAUUUUAAGAUCUAAUUUUUUUGGAAACUCAAAUUUUGAUAAAAGAACGGACAUCAACAAAAACAUCACAGUCAUCUAUCCUAUCAUACUAGAAAGUGUUAAGCAGCGAUCCAUUAAUCCUUAACUUUGGGAUUUCACACCUCUUCUGUAUUUCUUAUUAAUGUUUGAACUAUCUCCAACCUAACAUCACCAUGAGAGAAGCACCUACCUAAUAUCACUGAGUCUGCCUCUUGGUCUGCAAAGCUUAAAAUAUUUAUAAUCUGGUACUUUACAAGAUCCGUUAACCAUUGCCAAGGAGUAAAACAUACCGUUAACUUCUGCUCCAGAGAAGCAGUGCACUUCUGCUGCUGAGCUGGAUAUGUCCGAUAAGCCAAUCACAUGCACAGUUGUCAUGCACUGACCUUGAAUUUGAACUCAAAGAAAUUUCACUUAUACACACAAGCACAGAUAGAAGUUAUACCGUGCAAAAUUUGUGGAGACAAAUCAUCUGGGAUACAUUAUGGGGUGAUUACCUGUGAGGGGUGUAAGGGUUUCUUCAGGAGAAGUCAGCAGAACAAUGCUUCUUACUCAUGCUCUCGCCAACGCAACUGUCUGAUAGAUAGGACAAACCGAAACCGCUGUCAGCACUGCAGGUUGCAAAAGUGCUUAGAGCUUGGGAUGUCUCGAGAUGCUGUGAAAUUUGGUCGCAUGUCCAAGAAACAGAGGGAUAGCCUUUAUGCUGAGGUCCAGAAGCACCAGCAGAAACAGGAGCCGGUGCUGGACAGAGAGGUCACUGAUAUGGUUCCACACAGUUAUCCCACUAGUGUGAGCAGCGGUCUGUCUGACUUGGAGGAAUUGAGUGGCCUGUCUGACAGCCUUCUGUUUGAUUUCCCGCUCACCCCAGAUGAAAGCAGCUCUUACUAUAGCCUGGAUAUUCCUCUUUCCACACAUACCUCACCAGACCCUGGGCAUGUGACAACACCAGAUCCUCUUGCUGGACACUGCAUGAAAGGGUUGGAGGAGGGACAGUUGGUGCUGGACAUCAACCCUGCAGACAUAGAACUCUUGUCCCAGAACAUCAUUCGUUCCCAUUUAGACACCUGUCUAUACACUAACAAUGAGGUGAGAAGAAUGACCUGGAACCUUCACUCACAGGAGGAAGUGCGCGCAUUGCAGAGCAAGUCCUGUGAAGUUAUGUGGCAACUCUGCUCCGUCCAUGUCUCACACGCUGUACAGUAUGUUGUGGAGUUCGCCAAACGUUUAGAUGGAUUCAUGGAACUGUGUCAGAAUGACCAGAUUGUGCUGCUUAAAGCAGGGUGCCUGGAAGUCCUGCUCAUUAGGAUGACCCGAGCGUUUAACCCUUUAAACAACACAGUACUAUUUGAAGGAAAGUUUGGGGGAAUGCAGAUGUUUCGGGCUUUAGGGUGUGAUGAUUUGCUGUCUGCCAUCUUUGAUCUGGCUCGUGACCUGUGCCGUCUCGACUUAACCGAUGAGGAAAUUGCUCUUUUUACAGCAGUGGUUCUGAUGUCACCAGAUCGCCCAUGGCUAACAGAAUCUAAUAAAGUUCAGAAGAUCCAGGAAAGGAUAUUUAUGGCCUUGCAGAGAGAGCUACAGAAGAAGCAUAACAGUGAUGAUCUUUUGGCUAAGGUGAUCUCCAAACUCCCUCUCAUGAGGACCAUCUGUAACCUUCAUAUGGACAAACUGGAAUUCUUUCGCCUUCUUCACCCAGAAACCGUUCAGUCUUUUCCUCCCCUGUACAAAGAGGUGUUUAGCGCUGAGCUUCAGUAUACCAACCUCCGGGAAAGCUAGAAAGGACCAAUCCAGAGGAAUCUGCAUAGCUUCAAAUGAACUCCUCUUGUAAGACAUAAAAUAGAGGGCAGAGGGGAAGUGAGAAUGAUUUUUGUUGGUUAGAGAGUUCCUUAUGACUCUGUGUCUAGAACGCUGAUAUAUUCACUGGACAAACCGCUAUUAUCUGUGGGAGCUGCCAAUUGGAAAAAUGUAUUAAAAUUUCUGAUUGGAAAGACUCAAUGUAAAUAUUUACUGAAGCUGACCAAAUGGACUAGUCUAUUUCAGUUGCCGCAAUAUUGACCUUUUGAACUGUUUAAUUGCAUCUGCUUAUUGGCUGCAUUAGAACUGUCUAAUGGAAUUCUCCAAUUUAUCAAUUGCAGUGAUGCAUUAUGUUCAAUGUUCUAGAAGACUUAAACUCUAAGGAUGCUAUUUAUCUGAUUAGUUGUAAGCUAAAACUACUUCAAAAUCUCUCUUUCUAUGUGGGAUUUUGUGGUUCUGUUUCCUGUAUCUUCCAUACCUGUUUAAAACGGAGGAAGAUCAUUCCUGCCUUUGCACAGACCCAAUUUAAAGCUUGUGUCCUGCAUACAAAUGAUAAUAAUCAAAUGUAUACUCCUUUAAGACUCACAUGUUUUUAGUAUGCCUAUUGUUUAUGCUCUUAUUGCACUUUAGCAGUUUAGUUACUACAGAGUGCUUAGAAACUCUAUGGCUAAUUUGUAUUAAUUAGCAAUGAAUUUAAUACCAUCUUCAGUUAGGGUUGCCACCUCAGCCAUGUUUUCCUGGACACUUAUGAGCUAUACAUGCUGCAGGGUGUGCAGGUAGGAACAUGAAUUUCAACCCUGGACAGCACACGAAAAGUGACACUGAACAGUACUAUUCACGUUCCCCUCUGCACACCCUGCAGCAUGUAUAACUCAUGUGUCCAGCAAAACAUGGUGGCAACACUAUCUUCAGUACGGUUUGCUGUUCCUAUGCUCAGAACAGAGACAUGAGUUUACUAAAUCUCUAACUGGAGUUUGCUAAGUUUGGCAACUUAGUAAAUAGAAGGUUGAAUGUGAUGUUUGAGGAGUACACACUUAAAACCAAAACAUAGCACUGUGUAUUCAAAAAUAAAUUAAUAUAUUGCAUAGAUCUAUUCUUGUGAAUGUCAUAAACAUACUGUAUAUUACUUUUAUCUGUGUAUAAAGGUUUUGUUGUUAAACUUAAAGGGAAACUGUAAGCAAACAUUUUCUGCCAUUUUCAACAUUUGCAAGUAGCACUAUUUUUAUAGAAGUUCAUUAAAUUCAAACUAGCAGGACAUUUAAAUUUCAUAUCCUUUUUUCAGCUGAGGAGGACAACUUCUGGUCCUCUAUUGGUGAGGGUGGAAAAGCCUUCUUAAGAAUGAAAAGAGAUAGUAGUUGUAUUCAGCACAACAAUAAUGUAUUUUAAAAUUAAUUAUUUUAGAUCAGUGUCUACAAUCUCAAGUUCUCAGGACCCUUAACAGGCCAAAUAUUCAUUAAAUGGACAUUAAACACUAAAUAAAUGCUAGAUAGAAUGAUGCAUUCAAAGAAAAGAUUAAUCUGAGAAUAACAUGUAGAUGUAUUUUUUUAAAGUUUCAUUAUCUAUUUAAAUAUUGACAAAAUUAGUGUAAAGUUUUAGUGUCUAUAAAACAAUGGGAGCUGCCAUGUUGUAAUUUAGGUUAACUUCUCUGCUGUGUCCAAUUAGAGACAGUUAUAAAUAGGUCACUAGAGUAUGCAGCCAAUGGCUGUGUGGAAUAUAAGUGUUCUGCCCUUCCAUUUCUAACAGGAACUGAAAAGCUCACAAUUGCAGUAUGGAAUUACAGGAAAAGGGGACAAAAUAAAUAAUGAAAGUAUAUUGCAGAAUUUUAUUUAUGUGAUUUAACGUCCCUUUAAUUUUUAACGAGAGCACAGGUGAAAUAAUCAGCUGAUGAGUGAGAGCAGGUUAGUAACCAUGGUUACUGAUUAGUUCACCUGUACUCUAGUUGAUAUAAUGAAUAUCUGUCCCGUUAAGGGUCCUGAGGACUGGAUCUGGGAAACACCAUUUUAGAUGGUGCAAGAAAAAUAUUUGCCUACAAGGUUCCUUUAAAAAUAUUUGGGAUAACUUGUGAAUGUAGGAGCCCAAUGGUCCGCCAGGCUUCUUACUUUUUUUUAACUUUUGUAGCCACAUAGUGAUACAGUUAGGUGAUAGAUAUUAGAAUGAAGAUUGUUCCAUAUUAUGAGAGGCAUUUGUGAGCUGUUGAAUAUAUAUAGCUUUGAUCUCUCAUUGUAGAGUUACACUGUUCACUAAUAGCUACAACUCAUAAGAAAAAGAAAAUGUUAAAAAAAAAAAGAGAAAAAAAAGUAUUUUUUCCAGAAGGUAAAAGUAGUUACUGUUUUAGUCUUUGAAUGUUGCUUCUUGUUAAGGAUCACAUCUAUUUUUAUAAGAAAAAUCAAAACUUUAACAAAAAAAUAAAAUAAUAUAUUUGUUUGUAUUAAAAAAAAAAAAAAGAUUGUAUGAUGGCUGUACGGGUAAAUCAUCCAGCACAGAAGUGGAAAGCAAAGAAGAGAACCUUUGUUAAUGUAUGUCUUAUUUUUGCUUCGUUAUAGCAAAUAUUUCUGUCUUUUUGUGUUAUGUAUCGGGUUUCCUUCAGCUAACUUUCUGGGGUUCAUUUUAAUAAAAGUACAGUGUUUAAAGAAA